Messenger RNA from Artibeus jamaicensis (Jamaican fruit-eating bat), 683 nucleotides. It is a transcript of the gene RPL18A, whose product is annotated as ribosomal protein L18a. The record is from RefSeq and is a predicted model, not a curated record. Bases 94 to 624 code for a protein of 176 amino acids. NCBI's taxonomy places the organism in Eukaryota, Metazoa, Chordata, Mammalia, Chiroptera, Phyllostomidae. Gene Ontology annotation, biological process: translation. The transcript has 5 exons. Gene Ontology annotation, molecular function: structural constituent of ribosome. Gene Ontology annotation, cellular component: cytosolic large ribosomal subunit; ribosome.
GGGGCGGGACUUCCGGAAACGAAGUCCUGGUAAGCGGCUGCGCGAGGGCGAGAACUUCCUUUUGUGGGUUGUGGCGCUCACGAAGACAGCGUUAUGAAGGCCUCGGGAACGCUGCGAGAGUACAAGGUGGUGGGGCGCUGCCUGCCCACCCCCAAGUGCCACACGCCUCCCCUCUACCGCAUGCGCAUCUUUGCACCUAAUCAUGUUGUUGCCAAGUCCCGCUUCUGGUACUUUGUGUCUCAGCUGAAGAAGAUGAAGAAAUCUUCAGGGGAAAUCGUCUACUGUGGGCAGGUGUUCGAAAAAUCCCCACUUCGGGUGAAGAACUUUGGAAUCUGGCUGCGCUACGACUCCCGCAGUGGAACCCACAACAUGUACCGGGAGUAUCGGGACUUGACCACCGCAGGCGCUGUCACCCAGUGCUACCGAGACAUGGGGGCCCGGCAUCGUGCCCGUGCCCACUCGAUCCAGAUCAUGAAGGUGGAGGAGAUUGCGGCCAGCAAGUGCCGCAGGCCGGCAGUCAAGCAGUUCCAUGACUCCAAGAUCAAGUUCCCACUGCCCCACCGGGUCCUUCGUCGCCAGCACAAGCCACGCUUCACCACUAAGAGGCCCAACACCUUCUUUUAGAUGCAGGGCCUCCCUGUCGCCUGGUCUACCCAAAUAAACUCCUUGGGAAAACCAGGGUA